UCGGGGUUAGAGUUCAUGCAGCAUGUGAUUGUUAUGGGGGGAAGUUUUGUUUUCUGUAAGAUGAUUUUGUCGCUGACCAUGUAAGGAAGAAAACAUGGUAAACAAGAAAAUCUCACGGUCUUCCCCAGCAAGACUAGCAACACUAGCUAUCCUCGGCGGAGCUUUGAUUUUGCUGUCUCUGAUUAGAAAAGGAAUUCCUCUUGAUGCAGCUUCGAACUCCGACCCUGGACACCUUUCGAGGGGAUCUUCAGGUGUUUUAAGGACAUUACUAUGGCAUGAAGACUCGGCUACUGAUGGAUUGUACAGUCUCUCUGUUUAUAACCAGUCUGUUGGCGACUCAGAUUCUGAUGCCGAUUGCAGUUAUGUCCACAAUGUGAAUAAAUCAGAGCGAUGCCACUUCACUAAGACGACAGAUGACUGUUCGAUAGAUGAGGGGUUCAUUGACUACACAGUGUUUUCAUACUGUCAGUUCUCUGCAGCCUUGCUACCGUUGGCUCUUAUCAUUCUGUUCAUAUGGUGGUUAUUUCUAUUCAUUGGCCUAGCCAUAACAGCUGAUGACUAUUUCUGUCCCGCCUUAACUGUCAUCUCUAAAACAUUACACCUCAGUCAUAACAUCGCUGGAGUGACUUUUCUUGCAUUUGGAAAUGGAGCACCUGAUAUUUUCUCUGCCAUUGCUGCUAUUGGUAAUGCAAAGAAUGGUGAGGCAGGUCUUGCAUUUGGAGCAUUACUUGGGGCUGGUGUAUUUGUGACAGCAGUGGUGGCAGGAACUAUUGCCAUUAUCCACCCGUUCGAUGCCAUGCAGAGGCCGUUCCUCAGGGAUAUUGUGUUCUACCUGGCAGCUGUGUUCUGGACAUUUGUUACUAUGUGGGACAAAAAGAUUACAAAGAUAGAGGCAAUAGGUUUUAUUUUACUGUACAUCUUUUAUGUGCUUGUGGUUGUGCUAGGAAGAUACAUAUACCAGAAAAUCAAAGGACCAGUAAUGGUUAUAGGAGAGAUUAGUGUUAAAAAUGAAGAUGAAGAUCACACAGCAAGUGAUGUAGAAGAUAAAAACAGAGACAAUGAGAGAGAGCCUUUAUUGACAAAUCGUCAUGAAGACACCAAGAGUAGUGUGAAUAUAUUGACGGACAGUUCAGAGAGUAGAGAAGAAGACAGAAGUCCAUUCCAACUAUUCCUGUCAGCCAUUAAUCCAAUAGAUACAGAAAACUGGGCUGAAAUGGGCAUUUUCAAGCGGAUCUAUGAGGUUUUCAAGUGCCCUAUGGUCUUCCUCUUGGUGAUUACUACACCAGUAGUGGAUUAUGAUGAAGAACUACACAAGUGGAACCGCUAUCUAAACUCUCUACAGUUGACCACUGGACUUGUGUUUGCUUCUCUGGCCACCAAAGUGGGAUUAAAAACAAUAGGAAGCAGUUUUCCUGUCUGGGCUCUUGUUCUCAUCAUUGGAAUAAUACUCAGUCUUCUGGUUUUCUUCACAUCUAAAAAUGACGAACAACCAAAAUAUCACCCACUGUUUGCCUAUGUGGGUUUUGUAGUAGCAGUGGUCUGGAUAUAUUCUGUAGCCAAUGAAGUGGUCAAUAUUUUACAGACGUUUGGAGUGGUAUUUAGUAUAAGUAAUGCUGUGUUAGGACUUACUCUGUUGGCCUGGGGUAAUAGUGUUGGAGAUUUUAUAGCUGACACUGUGAUGGCCAGACAGGGUUUCCCAAGGAUUGGUAUAUCAGCUUGCUUUGGAGGCCCAUUGUUUAAUUUACUUUUAGGUAUAGGGAUUCCUUUUACAAUAGCCACUGUAAAGAAUGGAGACUAUGACCUCUCAAUCACCUUGGAGGAGUACGUUUUGGCGGGGUUUUUGGCGCUGAGUCUAUUGACGUCUUUGAUAGUAGUACCUCUGUCCAAGUUCCGAAUGUCUCGUCCAUACGGUAUAAGUCUUAUUGUACUGUAUAUCAUCUUUCUGGUGGUGGCGCUGCUUACAGAAUCAAACAUCAUCACCGCUGAUAUCAACUAAUGGACUACUGGAGGUAGUUAUUAAGAUUUUGCUCAAUGAACUACUUUCGGUAAUUUUUGGAGAUCGAAGUUAUGAAUGGAUUUAAUUAACAUCCAAAUAGUAAUUUUCAUACACAUCACAUACAUGAUUAUUUUUUUUUUAUUUUAGGCAUUUUUGUUUUUUAUAAAUGGUGCUUAAUGCCGUUGCAAGUGAGUUAAGGCUAUAUAUAAGCGUUUCUAUGCAGAUGAACUGAUAAAAAUUUAUAAGGCCUAUACCUAUUAUACAGAGAAGGUUGAAACUUAUUUAAGGAAUAACUGUCUAAUUUUUUGGAUUCAUGAUGUGAUCAAUCGAGUGGCUUGCGUGAUAAUUUGCAUAAACGCCGAAGGCGUUUAUGCAUAAAAUUAUCACGCAAGCCAAUCGAUUGAUCAUCGUCAUGAAUCCAAAAAAUCUGACAGUUAUUCCUUAUAUUUACAUGCUCCUGAUUCUACAAAUUCCCGUGUUAAUAGCCCCGCUUCUGUCUCUAUUUGUCCCGCCCCGCACGUGAUUUUUUUUUUAACCGCGCCUAUCGAUGAACCAGUAGAUUUAUGUAGAAAUAAAGUAUUUUUACAAUUUGUAAUUUUAUCUCGGACAAAGACAUUGGAAAUGUAAAUAUUUUCUAAUAUAUACAAUUGGUACCCGUGACGUGUAAACCACACAAAUAUCGACUAUUUGUAAAGCUUUUGAGUUGAAACAGGGUAAAAAUUCGCAGUCCUUUUUAAAUUUUCUCAAAUACUACUUAUCAAAUGGGAAAGUGCAUAGGAUUUGUGCAGCGAUAUACAUUAUUUAUGCAAAAUUAAAUAUAUGCCCUUGCGCUGAAGCUGUUUUGUAGAUGUGUUUUACCUCUGGUAGUAAAGAUCAAUGACGUCUUCAUUUAAAAUCAGCAGACCUGAUUAAUCCACCUUAUUUCAAAUAAAUAAAAUGCAUGUAGAUGGUAUAUGUGCUUCUUAAUCCCCGUUAUCUGGCUACAAACCGCGCCCGUCUUCAAAUUCUCGUAAUUUUUUGUUUUGAUACAAUUUGAGGUCAUCGUUACAGAAUGAUCAAUCGAUUGGCUUGCUUGAUAAUUUUAUGCAUAAACGCCUUCGGCAUUUAUGCAAAUUAUCACGCAAGCCAAUCGAUUGGUCACAUCAUGAAACCAAAAGAUUAGAUAGUUAUUCCUUAAAUAAACGCAACUGGUGAGUGCAGAUUCAUAAAGGGAAGAAAAAGAGAAUAUGUAAAUGUAAGAAAAUGAAUUUAAACUUUCUCUGUAUAAUUGAUAUACCUCUUAUACCUUCUAUUAUAGAAGUCCCAAUCUUAGGUAUUUUUAAAGUUGAACAUUUUUUUGUACGUUCCUUUAAGCUAGAAAAAUACUAUGGUCACUUUUAUGUAUAACAAACAUGACACUGUUUUUUUAUUCAUUCUUAGACAAUCACCUCAGCCCCCCACCCCCACCCCCUACAGACAGGUAAAUACACAAAAAAAUGAUAAUUAUAAAAUCAAUCGUUGUUAGCGCUUAAUCACAAUGUAUUAUACCAUAGGAAUAAUGUGCUUAUUCAAUUUGAUACUCAGUGUCGGCUUCCAGUUUUUCGUCAGUAUUUGCCUAAUGCAUAAAGAACUUAUAUUUAUGCCAAACAGGAUAUCCAGUGUGAUAUACAUAUAUUUUCUAUUGUGCAAAACCGCGUUAAGGUUAUUGAAACUUGCCAUUUGUAAUUUAGAGAAUAUACGAUUCAAAUAACUAAAGCAGUUCGUUUCGAUAGCUUUCACGCACACGCGAUAUUGAAUGUUUUUUUUAUAGCAUUUUUAAUUUACUGAAAAGGGAAUUUAAUUGAUAGUAUUGGCAAAUAAUUUUUAAAAUUUUUUAUUAUUAUUAUUUCGGUUUUUAUGUACAGUAAUUGUAUUAAAAGAUGUGUAACUUGAUAUUAUAAUUGGCCAUUUAUGGUAAGAUAAACCUUUCUAUUUAUAUUUCUUGUAUGAAAUCCCCAUGUUUGUAUGCUUGCAAUGGAAACAUGUUUAAAAAUUGUAAAGAAAAAAAUCUUAUUAUAUGUAUAAUCUGUAACUCGUUGAAAUCUUUGAUAUGUCUAUUUAUUUUAAGGUAAAGGUAGCGUACUUGCAAGUUUUUGCGUGUUCAUGACUGUGCAAAUUAUGGUUCGAUCUCUUUGAUAUUCAAAGUUUCUUUUUGAAGUUUUUUUAUGAGUUUGAAAUGUUAAUCAUAUCAGUGCCAACUGUGAUAAAAAUAUAAUAAAUUUACUAUACCAUGUU
Messenger RNA from Saccostrea echinata, 4249 nucleotides. Its product is annotated as mitochondrial sodium/calcium exchanger protein-like. Gene Ontology annotation, molecular function: calcium:sodium antiporter activity. The transcript has 16 exons. NCBI's taxonomy places the organism in Eukaryota, Metazoa, Mollusca, Bivalvia, Ostreida, Ostreidae. Bases 95 to 1996 code for a protein of 633 amino acids. Gene Ontology annotation, biological process: transmembrane transport; monoatomic cation transport; intracellular calcium ion homeostasis. The record is from RefSeq and is a predicted model, not a curated record. Gene Ontology annotation, cellular component: membrane.